Symbiodinium sp. CCMP2592 is the source of this 753-nucleotide messenger RNA. The record is from the annotation of a GenBank genome assembly. Lineage: Eukaryota; Dinophyceae; Suessiales; Symbiodiniaceae.
AUGGCGUUGAGUCUUCAUACUGCCGACUCCGGGCUAUUGAGGGCCAGGGCCGGUGCAUUUCCGACGAGCUGCACUGGGGCAGGGCCAGCGCCCCCCCGCUUUUCAGGAGGAGGAGAUGCUGAACCAUGGCCUCGGGAAGCAGAUCGUAGAUCUUGGCUUUUGCCGAUUGCUGCGGGUCUGCGGAGAGGGUUCCGGUUGCGAAUGAGAUCGCUGGGCGAUCCAGGACACUUCUCCUCCUGGGAACGUUGGACUUGGGAAGACUGGGGUGCGCGAUACACUCAGCGGCGUCGGCACGAUCCUGUCCCGUCUGGUUUUGCAGCGGCUCCAGCAGCCCAGCGCCGCACCGACUUGACGCAGUGUGCCUGGCAUGCGCUGGCGAAGGCGAGCCAGAUGCAAGGCUCUCGUGCGGCCGCAGCCUUGGCCAAGCUGGCAGGGCCCUCCUGGAGCAACCAGGUCGAGUCUAUAUUGAAGCAGAAGUCUGCAGACGUCUCUUUGGUCUUGGACGGGCCGUGCAACCUGAGCAAUGCGUGGACCAUUCUGAGGACGAUGGACGCGGCCGGACUACUGCGCCUGGAGCUGAUAGACAAGGCAGAACGAGACGCCAGCAUCAACGACUCCUUUGCCCAGGCUCUAGCAGCGCAGCCGUGGAUCCUCGUCCGUCGCUGGCGAACUGCGGGAUCCUGCAUCGAGGCUUCGUUUUCGCAGCGAAGGCCUUGCGGGCCGAAGGCUUCGCAGUGUGGAGCCUCGCGCUGA